Megalobrama amblycephala (Wuchang bream) is the source of this 2038-nucleotide messenger RNA. RefSeq lists its product as uncharacterized. The coding region runs from base 152 to 1120 and encodes 322 amino acids. The transcript has 8 exons. Lineage: Eukaryota; Metazoa; Chordata; Actinopteri; Cypriniformes; Xenocyprididae. The record is from RefSeq and is a predicted model, not a curated record.
GGAGGGAGGAGCCAUGGUAGAGAAAACAUUAUGAACAAAACAUAAUCCUGAAAACACACAAAGGUGAAUCAGAUAACCUUACUCUGAAAUCUUACUCUGCUUGACAGCUGAAUCAACGUCCAACACAUUAUCCUGAGAUAAAAGGUGGACCAUGUAUGCAGUUGUCACCCUGCAAGACACAGAUGAGGUGAUGGUGGUAGCAUCAAACUGGUUGACCACAGACAAGAAACAAAGUUACUGGCCCCCAUUCAAAGCACCAGAGAAGUUCAUGGAUGCUGUUCAGAACAGACUUAAACCUGAAACAGGAGGGAAAACAUGGGAGAAAUUAAAUAUUAGCUUUCACACUGAAUAUGUCUCAUUUGACAAGGCAAAAGAAGAGCAAAAAGUAAUGAAAGAACAAAAAGAAUGGUCAAAUAAAGGCUUUGGAAUACUCAAAAGACAAAGACUUGAAAAUGCUGUAGGAGUGUUAAAAAAUCAAUUUCAACAGUUUCCUCCAGUACCACCUGCAUCUACAUCCAGAAUGGAUGACAAGAAGGAGCUCCUCCAAAUGCUGGGAGACAUCAAAAGUACGGUUCAGGAAAACUCUGCCAUGUUAAAGAAACUACUGAAAGACAACACAGUUUCUGAAGCCCCCAGCAGUACCAGUGUGCUCUCUAAAGAUAUUAAAACAAACCUCAAUCUGCCUCUUAAAACUUUUGACGAUUUGGACAGGAUUGAAAGACAGCUCAACACUGCAGCAUCACGCAAAAAAUAUGUAAAAUAUCUGUCAAUGCUUGGAGGCUUUGGGCCAAGGGACAUUAUUAAGAAUAUUAUGCAGAAAGUCCUAGCAGAUGAUCUGGCAAAGGAGUUCAAUUGGCAGGGGAGAGGAGAUAAAAGACCCUUCUCUCAGCUUAUUUUAACAGAUGUAAUCAGAGAUGCUGCAUUUAGACGAAAUGUAAUCAGGGUUGACUGUGAAAAUGAAAUAAAAAAAUAUCUGAGUUACAGAGCUGAUCGACUCAGAAAGAAACCAAGAGAACAAGGAGGUAUUGGGCCUGUUGUCCCAAAUGUGAUUGCAGGAACAACAGUGGACGAUGAUGAAGAGAUGGAUGAUGAAGAAAUUUGGAAACUCCUUGCUGACUAAGUCACAUAAACCUAAUUACACAUGAAACAUCCAUUUUGUCAAGGAAUACAUGUUAUUUUGGUCACACAAUUCUCACCAUUAACCCUUAAAUCCAUACCUCGGGUCUUUAGGGACCUGGGACAUCAUUCACUACCCUCCUCCUCAUUCAUUUUUUUUAAAAGUUAGACAUCAACCUUAUUGAUAUUUCUGUUCAUUUCACAUUAAUUUCCCAUUCAUGUUUUGUAAAAAUUGUAUAGUCGCUAACGAGCCGAGGUUUGUAGCAGUGUAAGUAUAUUUGUUUUCUGCACAACAAUAAUUGAAUCUUUGAUGACCGAAUAAGUGCAACAGAGCUCCGGAGGCUGACAUUACGCAAUGUAAACUCCGCCAUUUUGGCAGGCCAUAAGGAAAGCGCUAGAGCGGCUGUAGCAUUGUUAUCGAUAGUGGUCGAACAAUAAUUUAAAACCAGACAUGUUUAGACCUUACAAACUUAACUAUUUCAGCAUGGCGGACAGCUGCUGUGCACCAGGAUGCCAGAACAGGCGGGGGAAAGCAAAGGGGAAAUCAUCUUAUCAUAUUCCUAAGGAUCCCGAUAGCUGGCUGAAGUGGUUCACUGCAAUAAAAUGUGCUAACCAACACAACAAAACAACAGAUGGUUGUAUUUAUGUUUAAUAGUAUCACUAAAAUGAUAUGAAAGAGUUUAAAAUUUGUUAAAUAACUGGGCUGAUAGGCUAUAUUUUCAGUAUAACAUAAUGUUACACAUUAUUCCACUGGUCACAAUUUUGUCUGAACAUAAAACACAAUUUUUCACACAUUUUUCGGGAAAAAUUUUAGAUUAAACUGGUUAAGAUUUCAUGAAAUUUAUGAUGUCUACUGUCCUCAUGGUGAUAUGCUGGCUACACAGCAAAAUCUCCAGAGUUAAAUCAACUCUGUUCAGAGUAC